This is a messenger RNA of Panicum hallii, 1952 nucleotides long. Its product is annotated as cytochrome P450 90A4-like. The transcript is spliced from 7 exons. Gene Ontology annotation, molecular function: heme binding; iron ion binding; oxidoreductase activity, acting on paired donors, with incorporation or reduction of molecular oxygen. NCBI's taxonomy places the organism in Eukaryota, Viridiplantae, Streptophyta, Magnoliopsida, Poales, Poaceae. The record is from RefSeq and is a predicted model, not a curated record. Gene Ontology annotation, biological process: sterol metabolic process; brassinosteroid homeostasis; brassinosteroid biosynthetic process. The coding region runs from base 7 to 1524 and encodes 505 amino acids.
AAGGCCAUGGAUGCGAGCACGACGCUCUUUGUGGCCGUGUCCGCGAUAAUCUUUCUUGCUGUGGCGCUGAAACAGCUCCUCUCAGGCCUUACCCUCACGCCGCAGCUGAAGAAUGAGAGGGCCGCGGCACGGCUGCCGCCGGGAAGCACGGGUCUGCCGCUGCUCGGCGACAUGCUGCGGCUGAUCUCCGCGUACAGGCUCCCGAACCCAGACCUCUUCAUCCACGAGCGCAUCGUGGCGCGGCACGGCGCCAUGUCCACCACUCACCUGCUCGGCGAGCGCGCCGUCUUCUCGGCUGACCCGUCCUUCAACCGCCUCGUCCUCAGCGGCGACGGCCGCGUCGUCGACACCAGCUACCCCUCCUCCGUCACCACGCUCCUCGGUGCCCGCUCCGUGCUCGUCACCCGCGGCCCCACCCACAAGGGCCUCCACGCCCUCGCCCUCGCCCGGCUCGGCUACCCCGCGCUGCCGCCCCUCGUCGCGCGCGUCGACCGCCUCGUCCUGGCAGCCGUGGCCCAGUGGGAGCCAGCUGGCGCGGCCGUCCGCCUCGUGGACGAGGCGAGGAAGAUCGCCAUGAGCGUCAACGUGCAUCUGCUCGGCAUCGAGCCCGGGCCGUGGUCGGAGAGCCUCCGCCGCGAGUUCAACGCGAUAAGCGACGGCUUCGUAUCCUUGCCCUUCCCGUUGGCCUCGCUUCUCCCUUUCACAACCUACGGCAAGGCCCUCAAGGCGAGGAAGAAUGUUGCUUUGGCGCUGCAGGAGGUGGUUAGGAAGAGAAUGGACGAGAAGGCGAUGGAUGCUGGCGCAGAUGGGGAAACGGCGGCGGGCAAGAAAGGGAAGAAGGACAUGGUGGACCUGCUUCUUGAAGCAGAUGGUGGGAGCUUCUCCAUGGAGCAAAUGGUGGAUUUCUGCGUGAAUCUGCUGGCUGCUGGGUACGACACGACGUCGCUUACCAUGACACUUGCUGUCAAGUUCCUCACCGAGACACCAACCGCGCUCGCACAACUCCGGGAAGAGCAUGACAGUAUCAGAAAAGGCAAAGGCGAAAACCAAUCCCUGGAAUGGAGCGAUUACCAGUCUAUGGCAUUUACGCAAUGUGUGAUAAAUGAGACGCUCCGUGUGGGUAACAUUGUUAACGGGGUAUUGAGGAGAGCAAACACCGAUAUUCAUUUCAAAGAUUAUAUUGUUCCAAAAGGCUACAAGAUCUUCGUCUCAUUCGGAGCUGUGCACCUUAGCAGUGAACACUAUGAGAACGCUCGGACCUUUCACCCUUGGAGAUGGCAGAGCAAGAACAGUAAAGUUCAGGACGUGCCAGCAUCCAACCUGUUCACUCCCUUUGGUGGUGGCCCUCGUCAGUGCCCAGGCAAUGAGCUUGCGCGAGUUGUUAUCUCGGUUUUCCUCCAUCAUCUUGUAACGCGCUUUAGCUGGGAUGAAGCUGAGGAAGACAAGGUUGUCUUCUUUCCUACCACUCGAACUCUCAAAGGAUACCCCAUCAAUGUGCGGCUGCGAUCUGGCUCUAUUAGCUGACCUCUCAAAAAGGAUUCCAGCUAGUCUUGCAAUAUAAAUAGUAAUAACGAAGCAGGGAGAGAGAAAUUGUUGCUCCGUGCCGCAGUUUACCAAGGGACUAAACGGAGCUACUAGAGAGAACUCGUGUAGAGAAGAGAGAAGGGGAGAAUGUCACGUCAAGUUUCAUGAUUUCUACAAAGAGUGGGAGGAUGAAGGGUGCCAUUUAUUAGGCAUGACCACCUUGUAAUUGUGAUUCAAAACAUAACCAUACGUACCGACUGCUUAUCCAUGCGUUUUUCGGGUUUAGUAAGCCAGCAUAGCAAUACCUUAAUAGGCAUGGAUCAAGACACUAUGUACUACACCCAAGAGAUAACUCUGCUCAUUAGCCAUAACACGCACACUAAUUAAUUUGCACGGCAGGACAUGAUAUAUAUAGGACGAGUUUUUUC